Molecule: messenger RNA, 741 nt
Organism: Ahaetulla prasina
Lineage: Eukaryota; Metazoa; Chordata; Lepidosauria; Squamata; Colubridae
Product: dickkopf-related protein 3-like
Exons: 6
Coding region: 85-669 (194 amino acids)
Biological process (GO): multicellular organism development; negative regulation of canonical Wnt signaling pathway
Cellular component (GO): extracellular region
Molecular function (GO): co-receptor binding; receptor antagonist activity
Source: RefSeq, a predicted model, not a curated record
GCAAGCAGAGCUCCUAUUUUUGCUUAUUUGUGCAAAGCUGCCAUAAUCCCCUUCCCAGCUGGGCCAAACUGUCCAAGGGAGAAAAUGCUAAAGACAUCAGGAAGGUCCGCAAUAUACAGUCCUCAAUGGAAGGCAGCACAGAGCUACAUAUGGGCCUGGAUCUAUACUUUGCCUGGACACAGUGCCAAUGAAGUAGCAGCUCUUAUGGACCCUGGACCUUCAUCCAGUCUAGAGCGAAUGUCAAAUGUGUGCAGUCCUGAAACUGAUUGUCCACUGGGGUUCUUCUGUGACCUCCACUUCGAGAUCUGCAGGCCACUUAAGCAAGAAGGAGAAUACUGCCGUCAUGAUACCCAUUGUGCCAGCAAUCUGACUUGUAUGUUUGGAAAAUGCCUCCAGACUGCACCUAAAGGUCAUGAAGGUGCCCGCUGUCAUCACAAUAAAGACUGUUCUCCAGGCUUCUGCUGUGCCCGUAUCCAUGGGGAAAUGGUUUGCAAGAAAAGGCUGAUUUUAGAUGAGAAGUGCCAUGUCCCCCAAGGAGGGAUUGCAUUCAGCAUGAACCAGUUGUGCCCCUGUUUAGAAGGACUUGUAUGCCGACGGAUGCAGCCCAAGAGAGAGAAACCAUUUGAGUAUGAAGUGAAAAAAGAUGACUGGAGAUGCCAAAAAAAAUAGACAACUAUGAAACAGUGUUUUUUAAAUAGCUGUAUUAUUUCCUGUAAAUAGUAUUGUACAUAGAGUUGUCUA